AUGCUCCCGCCCGCAGGCUACCGUAUCCGCCCCAGCCGCCCUUUGGACCUCGACGCUGUCGGCGGCCUGUACGUGUCGUGCUUCGCCCAUGACGCCAUCGUCGACCUGCUCUUCCCCACGCACCGCGACUGCCCGCGAGACUUUCGUGUCCACAUGUACCGCCAUUACCAGCGCCGCUUGUGGACGCCCGGCUGGGUGCUCACCGUGCUGGUCGAUGAGGCGCGCGGCGGCCUGCCCGUUGGAUUCGCCUGGUGGAGGCGCCCCGAGGGGGACUUGACCUUGGCGGAGCGGUGGUUCACGUCGUACGCCUGGCUCGCCCCCCUCAAGCGGCUCUAUGUGUCCUUCAAGGACUGCCUCUGGCCAACCGCCGUCCUCGCCACCAACGCCUCCAUCCUCGGCCGUAUCCUGGCCACAGUAGAGCUUCAGCUGCUCGAGGUCUCGCCGCCCCGCCACCUGGCCGCCGCCUGGUUCCUGUCCUCGUUCGCCGUCCUGCCUGAGCUCCAGGGCCGCGGGCUCGGCGCCGCGCUCCUCUGCCAUGGCCUGCGCCGCGUCGACCGCAAUAGCGCCCCGAGCUGGCUAGUCGGCAUCGGGGGCGUCGAUUACUUUUACGCGAGGCACGGCUUUGUCGAGGUUGCGAGGGCUAAUGUCGAAGAGCUGGCUGGCUGGGAGGGCGGCACUGUUAUGUUUAGGCACUCCAAGAGCCACGUCUCUCCAGCUUAA
This is a messenger RNA of Hirsutella rhossiliensis, 720 nucleotides long. RefSeq names its product acetyltransferase (GNAT) domain-containing protein. Bases 1 to 720 code for a protein of 239 amino acids. The record is from RefSeq and is a predicted model, not a curated record. Lineage: Eukaryota; Fungi; Ascomycota; Sordariomycetes; Hypocreales; Ophiocordycipitaceae. Gene Ontology annotation, molecular function: acyltransferase activity, transferring groups other than amino-acyl groups. The transcript has 2 exons.